Molecule: messenger RNA, 1359 nt
Organism: Funneliformis geosporum
Lineage: Eukaryota; Fungi; Glomeromycota; Glomeromycetes; Glomerales; Glomeraceae
Source: the annotation of a GenBank genome assembly
AUGUUCAAUUUACAAGAUUCUCAGAAUCGUCGUGAGCCACAAAGACUUGAUCUGUCUAUUGUGCCAGGAAAAAGUCUGGGAUGGUUUCGUUUAGGUACGUCAAUUUGGGACAUAAAUAACUUUAUAAGGGAACAAUCUCGUAUUAUUCCUUCUGUGGAUUUAAAAUAUGACGAAGAGGCGCCAAUAUCAACAGACAUAUUCCUAUCUUUAACAGCUAAUGGAAUUCACAUGAGAUUUGAUAGCGCAUCUCAACGACUUAAAUCAAUUCAAGUUUCUGAUUUUUCGAAAUUGAGAUUAACAUAUCAUGAUAGUGAAGUUAGUUCGAUCAAAGUUACACCAACUUUUCUUUCAAUCUAUAAAAUUUUUGGUCCCACUUACCCAGGAGAGCUUGAUAGUAAAAAAAAAGAAUACACACUAAAUUAUCCAGGUAUUUCGUUUGUUUUCCCUAUACCUGAGGAGCAUAUAUCCUUCUAUACUUCCUCUUCUGGUAUGACAGAUCUUCCUAUGGAACUUCCUGAUGGAACUUCUCCUUUAUUAUCUCGUUUAUAUACUUUUCACGGAUCCAGUUUUCAAAAUGCAAUUGCGCCACCAUUACACAGGAGUAAGAAUUCAGAUGGUAUUGGGGGCGGUUUAAUAGAAUUUGGAGAAUUUGAGAGUGUCGUGGCAGAAUUAAAACGUGGAAUUAUAGUCAAUUUUUUAAAUAAUGUCUCCACAGAAAUCGUUCUCAAUGUUACUACACCUCAGGAUCUCUUGGUCGAUUUAGGAUCACCGCUUAGGAUAUUCUACAAAGAAGAAGAUAAGAUGCGGAUACACUCAGAAUAUAGCAGUGCCAAUGAUACGGUUGAAAGUGGUGAAAACGGAAAUUUGAAUUCCUCACCAAAUGUCGAAGAUUGCUCUCGAGGAGGAGACGCUAUUGAUUAUUUCUACAACUAUUUUCAUCUUGGUUUUGAUGUGCUCUUCGAUGGCUCUACUCAUCGUUGUAAAAAAAUCGUAUUGCAUGGAAAUGUACCUGGUCAUUUUGAUUUCCAAAGGUAUAAACGAUGUCCUUAUAAGAUAUUAUUACCUAAGGUUUCAUCUAAUUCACAGAUUUCUAAUGAAGUUGCUAGACUAGAAGUUCUUGAAGAUGAUGAUAAUCAAUCGACAUCACAAUCUCCACAAACUGUGGAUAAUAUUGUUACUUCAGAAAUGAAGAUGGACCAAAUUCGAAAACUGUUAGGUAAUCCUUCUGGUCAGCCUUUAAUCUUUAACCGGGGAGCAGGUGGACAAAAUCCGUUUGGUCCUACAAAAUUAAGCGGAUACGAUGGAGUUGUAUUUGAAGAAAUGAAAAACGGAUGUGUUGCUACAAUUACAUUAUUUUGA